UCUACACAUCCUUGUCUAGAAACCUUCUGGGUUUUCUUUGUUAUGGAACAGAAGAAUGCAGUGCCAUCCUGGGUUAACCCGGCGCUGGUCAACUGGAGACUGGACUCUUUUGGUAGCGAUGCUGGGCAAAGGGUUCAUGUGGAGUUUUAUGUGGAUGAGAACACGUUUAAAGAGAGACUUAAACUUUUCUUCAUCAAAAACCAGAGAUCCAGUUUAAGGAUCCGAAUAUUUAACUUCUGUCUGAAGCUUUUGACAUGUGUUCUUUACAUUAUACGAGUAAUGACGGACAAUCCGGCCCAGCUCCUCAACACAUGCAUCAACUGCAACAGCACCACCCAGACCAAUGAGAUCAACUGGGAGCUGAUAUUGUGGGUAGACAGAAAAAUACCGGUGUGGGCAAUUCAGGUGAUUGUAGCAUCCAUUAGUUUUAUGGAGGCCAUGUUGCUGAUGUACCUCAGCUACAAGGGUAAUAUUUGGGAGCAGAUAUUUCAGGUGUCUUUCCUACUGGAGAUGUUGAAUACAGUCCCGUUCAUCAUAACGAUCUUCUGGCCGCCUCUAAGAAACCUGUUUAUCCCAGUGUUCCUCAACUGCUGGCUCGCCAAGUGUGCUCUGGAGAGUAUGAUAAACGAUCUGCACAGGGCGAUUCAGAGAACGCACUCCGCCAUGUUUAACCAAGUUCUCAUUCUUAUCUGCACACUUUUAUGUCUCGUUUUCACUGGCACAUGUGGUAUCCAGCAUUUAGAACGUGCUGGUAAGAAGAGCCUGUCUCUCUUUAACGCUUUGUAUUUUUGCAUCGUAACCUUCUCCACGGUGGGCUUUGGCGACGUGACGCCUCAGAUCUGGCCGUCUCAGUUGCUGGUGGUGGUGAUGAUUUGUGUGGCUCUGGUAGUGCUGCCCCUACAGUUUGAAGAGUUGAUUUAUCUGUGGAUGGAAAGGCAGAAAUCUGGGGGAAACUACAGCAGACAUCGGGCUCAGACGGAGAGGCAUGUGGUCUUGUGUGUGAGCACCCUCAAAAUCGACCUGCUCAUGGACUUUCUUAAUGAGUUCUAUGCUCACCCACACACACAGGAUUAUUACGUGGUGAUUUUAUGUCCAUGUGAAGUAGACGUCCAGGUGAGGAGGAUAUUGCAGAUUCCACUCUGGUCUCAAAGGGUAAUUUACCUGCAAGGCUCCGCCCUCAAAAACCAGGAUCUACUCCGAGCCAAGAUGGACGAUGCCGAAGCUUGUUUUAUUCUCAGCAGCAGGAAUGAAGCUGAUCGCAUGGCUGCAGAUCAUCAGACCAUCUUGAGGGCUUGGGCCGUGAAGGACUUUGCUCCAAACUGCCCUCUCUAUGUCCAGAUACUUAAACCCGAAAACAAGUUCCAUGUUAAAUUUGCAGAUCACGUUGUGUGUGAGGAGGAGUUUAAAUAUGCCAUGCUAGCUCUGAACUGUCUGUGUCCGGCCACUUCUACACUGAUCACUUUACUGGUCCACACGUCUCGCGGACAAGAAGGGCAGCAGUCUCCGGAGCAGUGGCAGAGGAUGUACGGGCGUUGUUCGGGUAACGAGGUGUAUCAUAUCCGCCUGGGUGACAGUAUGUUCUUCAGAGAGUACAACACCAAAAGCUUUACCUACGCUGCCUUUCACGCCCACAAAAAGUACGGUGUGUGUAUGAUCGGUGUGAAGAGAGAAGAUAACAAGAGCAUUUUGUUAAACCCUGGACCUCGUCAUAUCAUGGCUGCCAGUGACACUUGUUACUACAUCAACAUUACAAAGGAGGAAAACUCUGCCUUCAUCUUCAGACAGAAAGCAGAUCAGGGAAAGGGGCGGAGCCACUGUGAUAUUUUAAACAGCCCAUCUGGUCUGCCUGUUCAUAGCAUAAUUGCAAGCAUGGGAACAGUUGCUUUGGAUUUUGAGAACACCAGUCCCACUGAAACUGGCAUCAAACUGGCUCCACCCGCAGAGAACGAUGUCGGAAGUCGCCGCCCAAGCAUAGCUCCCGUUCUGGAGAUAGCUGACUCCGCCUCCUUACUGCCAUGUGAUCUGCUUAGUGACCAAUCAGAAGAUGAGGCCGGCCACUCGGAUGAAGACGUAACAGCUAAUGAAUUUGUUAAAGGAUACCCCCCAAACUCUCCUUAUAUCGGGAGUUCCCCGACCCUCUGCCACCUGCUACCCCAGAAAGCCCCUUUCUGCUGCCUACGGCUUGACCAGAGCUGCGACCACGUUAGCUUUGAAGAUGCAAAAGCAUAUGGCUUCAAAAACAAACUAAUCAUAGUUUCCGCAGAGAUGGCAGGAAACGGCCUUUACAACUUCAUAGUGCCUUUAAGAGCCUAUUACAGACCCCGGAGAGAACUCAACCCUAUAGUCCUGCUGUUAGACAACCUACCUGAUGACCACUUCCUUGAAGCCAUAUCCUGCUUUCCAAUGGUGUACUACAUGGGCGGCACCAUUGACAAUUUGGACAGCCUGUUACAGUGUGGGGUUUUGUGUGCUGAUAAUCUUGUGGUGGUGGAUAAAGAGAGCACUAUGAGUGCAGAAGAAGACUACAUGGCCGACGCUAAAACUAUCGUCAACGUGCAGACCAUGUUCAGGUUGUUUCCAAGUCUCUGUAUAAUAACAGAACUGACUCACCCCUCGAAUAUGAGAUUCAUGCAGUUCAGAGCGAAGGACUGUUACUCUCUCGCCCUGUCUAAACUAGAGAAGAAAGAACGUGAUAAAGGUUCUAAUCUCGCCUUCAUGUUCCGUCUACCAUUUGCGGCUGGUCGAGUCUUCAGUAUCAGCAUGCUGGACACACUUCUCUACCAGUGUUUUGUGAAGGACUACAUGAUCCCAAUCGCCAGAUUACUGCUCGGGCUGGACACCACUCCUGGAUCAGGGUUCCUGUGUGCUAUGCGUGUGUGUGAAGCUGACCUGUGGAUCCAUACAUAUGGGAGAUUGUUCCAGAAGUUCUGCUCGUCUAGUUCAGAGAUUCCCAUCGGAAUCUACCGCACAGAAUCACACUCACCUUCUGAGUUUCAAGGUUCUGUCAGCACUGAGGGCUUAAACGACACCAGGGAGAAAGGGGAGGAGUCAAAGUUCCUCACCCGGAGCUCCUCCAGCAGUGACCAAUUAGAGCACCCGCUCCUGAGAAGGAAAAGCAUGUACUGGACGAGGCGUCUUAGUAGGCGGAGUGUGAAGAGGAGUGACUCCGCCCUCAGCUCCAUCCAGCAGCGACUGGGAGUGUCACGGCGCUCAGAGAGGGAGGAGCUUACGGAACUGGUCAGAAACCGUAUGCAGCACCUGGGCCUGCACACAGCUGGAUACAAAGAUGUUACAAAUCUAACAGCCAGUGACGUGAUGAACAGAGUGAAUUUAGGCUAUUUGCAAGAUGAGUUGAAUGACCAGCAGAACUCAAUUUCAUAUGUUCUCAUAAACCCCACCCACGACACGCUGCUGCAGCUCAACGAUGUUGUGUUCUUGAUCCGUCCAGAUCCACUGGCUCAUGUACCCGAUGCUCUGCCUGUACAGAACCGUCGCUGCUGCCGGUCCACAACAGACACAUAAGAACUCAACGAGGUUUAACUGGUCAGGAUUUAUCAAUUAGAUCAAAUACAGCCACAGUGAUCCAGCUUAAAACCCACAUUACAACACCACAAUAAUGUUCUAAAGUGCUGUCGAUGCUUUAAUAAAACGCAGUACUUCUCACCAGCUGCUAAACCUUUCACACUUGCUCAUAUAAACUCUUUCUGGUUCAUAGUUCAGAUUAAUCGGGGAUAUUAUGGUCUAGGAUCAGCAUAUAAUCAGAGAAAAGUGUAAAGAAAAAAAAGCACUGAAUCAUAAGUUAAAGACAGGGUUUACAUCAAAGGUGUAACAAUUUAUGGGUAGAGCAAUGAAAGAUGCAAUGUUGUAGACUAGACAGUAGGGGGCGAUUGAUGUCACAGCAAAACUAAUAGUGCACUUACCUUUGCAACAGGCUUUUUUCACAAUCAUGUAUGGUAAAGUCCAGUUGCGGUCAUGUUAACAACUUACAGUGGCCCCAGAAAUUAUUUGGUCACUUAAGUCACUCUUAAAAUUGUCUGAAUGCUAUUAAUUUGGUAACGAAAUAUCAAUGAAAGUGCUGAGAUUCUGCUAGAGCUUUUCUCUGAACUAACUUCACUUUUCUGAGUCAUUUCUGCUGGUGAUUUUUUGUAGUUCAUCACAUUAACUAUUUGACAUGUUUUAGUGUUUGAUAACCAGAAUGUGUCCAAAUGCAUUCUUCACAUGUCUUAAUUUUGAACAGUGUCUAUUGUUUUAGCAUUUGAAGUCCAACACAUUUUAUGAGAUUUACCUAACAAAGUGUGCAACUUGGUGUGUAUUUAUUUAGUUAUUUAAUUAACUAAGAUUUAAUCUAAUGCAAUGACAUUUAUACAUUUUAAAGAGUAGUUUAAGUUUCUUUAACACUUUUUGGGGUCAUGGUGUGAUUUUCAGCAUUGUUAUUAGGGAAAAUGCAUUUUUGCAAUUUGAAUGCAAUACAUUUUAUGUCUUAGAUUACUGGCUUACAUUGUUCUUCAGAACUGAUCUCAGACUUUAAACAUUUUAAAAUCCAUCUUUUUUGAAUAGUGAUGUUUUGUUAUUGCUUAAUGUUAGUUUUAAAUGUGACCAAAUUCAACUUUGAUUGCAUUUCUGUCGUCUGUACACUGGUAACAAUAAAACGUGGAACUUGUUGAUAUUGUAAUUACACAUACAGUAGAAUGUAAUGUGUAUGUCAGAUAUUUUUGUGGUAUUGUGCCUUUUGAAUUAAAUUG
This is a messenger RNA of Myxocyprinus asiaticus (Chinese sucker), 4742 nucleotides long. RefSeq names its product potassium channel subfamily T member 1-like. Gene Ontology annotation, molecular function: intracellular sodium-activated potassium channel activity. The transcript is spliced from 30 exons. Gene Ontology annotation, cellular component: membrane. The record is from RefSeq and is a predicted model, not a curated record. The coding region runs from base 43 to 3522 and encodes 1159 amino acids. Gene Ontology annotation, biological process: potassium ion transport. NCBI's taxonomy places the organism in Eukaryota, Metazoa, Chordata, Actinopteri, Cypriniformes, Catostomidae.